GAGUCUCAAGAACCUCAACAGAAUGGCCCAUUUGUGAGUCCCUUCUCUCCUCUCCCAGGUCCUCCCCCACUUCAGCUCUCACAACUAGGGCUCCAGCAUCUUUGGGGGAGGGGCUAUCACAAAGUGUUACAGGUUCAAAGGUUGUCUGUUCAUGCAAACUGGUCUAACAGUCACAAAUUCUCAACCACUUAAAGGAAGUUCUGGAAAUUCCCCGUUUUCUUUUUAAGGUGGGAGGAAGCCAAUUUUUUUUUUUUUUUACAAGUAUGAAGUUUAAAGGAACCGAGGGAGAGAGAGACAAGGACUUCUGAUGAGAGGCGACCCCACCCAAGACAGCUGGAAGCCUUAACUGCUGGACUGCAGCAGUGCCUGGGGGCAGGGAUGGAUGAGAAGUCCGUGCUUCGCCCACCUAGAGCCUCCUAUAGGAACAGAUGAAACCUACCAACAAGGCUGUCUAGAAGGCAAACUGCAGGAUCUAGGACCUGGGGGAACCGGUAUCCACACCCACACCGCUGGACCCUUUCCUGUGUGUUAAGACCCAGUAACUCAACUUUCUCCGCAGCCCAGCAGAAUUGAGAAGCUGAAGCCACUGGGAUAGAAUUCAUCUGGUCAAUCUACGGCAGGGCAGAGAGAAGGUUCAGAGGAAGGACUUAGUGCGCGCUCCCUGUCCUCUGCGAUCCCAAAGAGGGUCUUCAUCCUUGUCCGUGAACUCUUUCUUGGACCCACUCCAGAUGUGAUGCUCCCCAACCCUUCCCAAACAGCAAGGCCCAGAAAUCGCUUUUGCUCUCCUGGAUGCCAGCCCACAGUCCCCUCCCCAGGAGAAGGCCAAGCCAGGCCAGGCAGGAAUACUGGCUUUCAGGAGUGCCAGCUUGCAGGCGAGCUUGGGACUCCUGGAAGUCUCAGGCCACCGGGUCUCCCGCUUUGCUCGUCCUUGGCGACCUGGGCUCCCGGACCUGCAACUCAGGCGGCAGUAGGCCGGGUCACGAGGAAGAGAGCUUCAGAUCGGCCCACGCGGGGCUGGGGCUGGGGCUGGGGUGGGGCUCAGUGGCUCCGGCUCCCCUGUGCUCCCCGCCCCCGCCGGCCAGCUCGCCCUUGCUCUGCCGGCGCGCGUUCCUCGGGCGCCACCUCUUUGCGACUAGCUCAUUUCUCAGCAGGUUGGCCCCAGAGCGUGUGAACCUUUUUGGUUUGGGCUCGCAGCUCCUCUCCAACCUGCGCCGCCCCAGCUGGGCCGCUCCGCCCCACCGCCGGAACCCGCCCUCGCGGCCACCUGGCCCUCGCAUCCACGACACGCGCGCCUGCAACUUGUUCAAGGGCGUUGUGGAAUCAACUUUCCGGAAGCAACCAGCCCACCGGAGGAGAGGAAGCUCUCCGGUUGCUUUUUCCCCUCUCGGGUCCCUUUUUGCCUGUGUGGUUUGGGAGAGGCACAGUUGGAGGCGCUGAUUCCUACAGA
Cricetulus griseus (Chinese hamster) is the source of this 1447-nucleotide messenger RNA. The record is from RefSeq and is a predicted model, not a curated record. Lineage: Eukaryota; Metazoa; Chordata; Mammalia; Rodentia; Cricetidae.